This is a messenger RNA of Theileria equi strain WA, 1332 nucleotides long. Its product is annotated as signal peptide containing protein. Lineage: Eukaryota; Apicomplexa; Aconoidasida; Piroplasmida; Theileriidae. The record is from RefSeq and is a predicted model, not a curated record. Bases 1 to 1332 code for a protein of 443 amino acids. The transcript has 2 exons.
AUGAGGGUUCUGGCAGUACUAUGGACAGUGUGUCUAGUGAGACUAUGCAGUGCAGGUUGCUUUGGUUGUUUUGGAAAAGGUAAAACGAAUGACAGAGUUACUGUUCAAGCAGUACAAGGAGGUUCCAGGGAAGCAUCUACAGGGAAUCUUAGGAGUCCACCUCAAAAACCUGUAAAUUUCCCAAACGAUAAAACUCUGGAGCAAGUUAAAGACAAAGAGGUUCAGGAACUCAACAAGCCUGCCAGAGAUGUUUCCGGACGCAGCUCUGUUACCACUACUGGUUCAUCUCUCGAGGAUGCAGAGAAGCCACUCAGUUCACAAACUACUACCACACUUCCAAGGUCCAGAUACACAGAUCUUUCGAGAGCUCCUCAAACUCGUGAUUCUGGUGAAACGGUUACUGCUCAAGGUGGAACUUCAUCUACUGUCGCCACAAGGACUGGUACUAAUUCUGAAGUUGAUGAAGAACAACACUCUUAUGGUGCUAGUCAAUCUAGUGGAAAUAGUUCUAGAUCUCCUCAAAAACCUGUUGAACAACCAAAUCAGACGGCUACAUCAACUCCACAGGUCCCUCCGUCUCCUGCAAAUACUACUUCCUCUAUUACUUCCCAAGCAGGCGCUCCUAAACCUACCACUCCCAUUACUCUUGACCUUUCUAACCCUGAUAAAUCAAAGGUAAAUAUGGACAUAAAAGAUAGUAAUGGAGUAGUAUUCAGUGAAAUUACCCCUAAGGAUACUUCCAAGAUUACUACUGUUGUUGACGGUCCGACUUCGAUAUGGACCGCUUCUGGAAAGGAAGAGUUUGUAUUCGUAAAGCAUCAUAAAAAGGGAGACUCUAUUCUCCUUACAAUACUUUUAAAGGAUGAUAAUGGAUAUACCGAUAAGUACUUUGAAAAGAAUAGCAGUAACUGGAAUGAGAUAAAGCAGGAUGAAUUUAAUGGUAAACUUGCGACACUUAUGGGAGAAGUUUUAGACCUUUCUAACCCGGAUACCUCCAAGAUACUUGUGCAUACAGAAAAUGCGUCUGGACUAUCCUUCCAGGGGUAUUAUCCAAAGGAUACUUCCAAGAUUACAUCCGUUGUUGAUGCCAAUAAGGAACUAUGGAAUGGUGGAGCCAAUGAUCGUUGCCUUUCUUGUCUUAUAUAUAAGAAGGGGUCUAUGGAAUUACUUAAGAUAGUUGUAGUAGAGAAAAAUUCAAUUGCCUAUAAAUAUUUUGAGAAGAAUGCUGAUGGUGGCUGGAAGGACCUCCAACAGGAAGAGUUUGACAAGAAGCUAAAAGAUCUCAAGAGUGAGGUAUAUGUCUUGAGAGUACUUCCACAACUUGCUUAUUAG